Triplophysa rosa is the source of this 3233-nucleotide messenger RNA. RefSeq names its product REST corepressor 2 (gene rcor2). Gene Ontology annotation, cellular component: transcription regulator complex; histone deacetylase complex. Gene Ontology annotation, biological process: regulation of transcription by RNA polymerase II; negative regulation of DNA-templated transcription. Bases 622 to 2235 code for a protein of 537 amino acids. The record is from RefSeq and is a predicted model, not a curated record. Lineage: Eukaryota; Metazoa; Chordata; Actinopteri; Cypriniformes; Nemacheilidae. Gene Ontology annotation, molecular function: transcription corepressor activity. The transcript has 14 exons.
GAGAGGUUCUCAGGUCUCCCCGGCACAUACACACGGAUAGGAUCUCUAUGCGGCCGAUGCUGUGAACCGGAGAGAAUGAGAAACGUGUGAAUAUCCACUCAAGUUUAUAUGUAGUUGCAGCAACAUAAGGAAACGUGCCCAGAGUUGAUGUUUUAGAGCACGUGUCUGUCGCUUAGCACAUUUGAAUAGGAAAGAAAGCAAGCCAGGUAAUGAACUGCUACUCGGACUCGUAACUAACGUUGUAAGGCAAAUGUUCAGCGACAGCUAGCCAACAACUGGAAUAGGGACAUAAGCGUGGCUCCACACAAAAGGACUCAGACUUGAGUGAGCGACUGUGCGAAGAGUGAGAAAUGUUUAAAUGAACAAGGAACGGAUGAUUGGAUGGUGGACGGAGUGAUGCGACCUCUCGGAGGAGUUUAACGAGACAAUUGAUAACUGUUUUUCAACUGAAACACCGUUAAGACUCGAUAGGGACAGUUUGUUUAGCAAAGCACUGCCCAACAAAGUCUUUUACGCUCAUGUGAAGAGUGCAAUUAAUUCACAGUAUACCAGACGGCAACUUCAUUCAAUAGAGACCCUGAAUGUGACGUCACAGCUCAUAGUCAAUGGUCGUGACGGGCCAUGCCAUCGGUGAUGGAGCGAUCGGGCUCUGGUGUUCUGUCCCGAAGCAGGGCUAAAACCGUCACGAAUGGCAGCAGCCAGCACUCCGAGGACGAGAGCAGUGAUGAGGAACACCCACGUGACAGUAUGAUUCGCGUUGGCGGGGACUACCAGGCACAGAUCCCGGAAUACAAGCCAGACUGCGCAUCUCACUGUAGUGAGAAGGACCAGAGGAGCAUGCUGGUGUGGUCACCCAACAGCCAAGUGUCUGAUGCCAUGUUGGAUGAGUACAUUCUGCUGGCCAAAGAGAAGCAUGGGUACAACAUGGAACAGGCUCUUGGCAUGCUCCUGUGGCACAAGCAUGAUGUGGAGAAGUCACUGGCCGAUCUGGCCAACUUCACUCCCUUUCCUGAUGAGUGGACAUUGGAAGACAAAGUUCUCUUCGAACAGGCCUUCAGUUUCCACGGCAAGAGCUUCCAUCGCAUCCAACAGAUGCUGCCUGACAAACUGAUCUCAUGUCUGGUGAAAUACUACUAUUCCUGGAAGAAAACCAGAACCCGGACCAGCGUCAUGGACCGCCAAGCACGCAAGCUCCUCAGCAAAAGAGGAAAGGAUGAGAGUAAUGAUGAGAUAGAGGAAGGAGAUCCAGGCAGCGAUAGUGACUUUGACAUUAACGCCAGGAAAGAGUCUGCAAAGCAGAACCCUGGAAAGGGAGGAGGAGGAGGGAGCGAUAAGGACCCAAGCAAGACUGGUCCAAUACGGAAAGAGAACCAGGGUGCACAGUAUCGACACCAUCCUCUACGGGCUCGCCGGAGACCUCCUAAAGGGAUGUACCUGGAGCAGGAGGACAUUGUUGCCGUCUCGGCCUCCACUGACUCAGGAACUCUUACGAUUAGACAGGUGGACACACAGCUGGUGUCACUUAAGAGACAGGUCCAAAGUAUCAAGCAAACCAACAGCAUGCUGAAGCACAACAUAAGUGAUGGAAUUGAUGGCGUGAGACCAGCAGAGCCCACCCAAAAAAUGAACUCGCGUUGGUCGACAGAGGAGCAGCUCCUGGCUGUUCAGGCUGUCCGCCGUUACGGCAAAGACUUUGCAGCCAUAGCAGACGUGAUUGGCAACAAGACGGUAGCACAGGUGAGCUCAUUCUUUGUGAGCUACCGAAGACGCUUCAAUCUUGAGGAGGUGCUGCGUGAAUGGCAGGCAGAACAGGAUGUGGUUCAGGGCAGCAGGGGGAGAACGGCAGAAGUGGAGCUGAAUGGGUCGACGGGAGUGGAAGAUGAUGAGGCGAGGAUGGACGGUAUCUCUCCCCCUCACUCUGACAGUCCCCUGCCCUCCUCUGACACCAGUGUUACUGGGAACACCAACUCGGCCCAGUCUUUCACCCAACCUCCACCGUUAUUGCGCCCUGCUCCCCCCGCAGCGCCUCCCAGUCUGCUCCGGCAGCCUCCCCCAUUACAAACGCGACCUCUACAAAACCGGACACCCCACAACCACCCUCCCCCUCCUCUUAUCAGACCCGCAGUGGCAUCAUCGCUCCACCAGGGGGCACUGAGGAACUCUCUAGACUCCUCUACCGGACAGCUGCCGCCCUCUCUGGUGGGACUGAAGCUGGAAUCCCCCCAGUCACACUGAUCGUGGUGUAGCUGUUGCCCUUUUACAAUGAUGUAGGAGUUUUAGUGACCCGAAUUCUUUGAUCAAUGGAGAAUUUACAAAUGUGGUUUGAAGUCUGUGUGAAAGGGCAAUGUUAAAGAAAUGGAAUAAAAACAGAGGUGUACAGGAAGCAAUGCUGGGUUGGAAAUGCACCAAAACACAUUUAGUGAGUUAGGUCAGAGAUGGCUAACAUGCAAAUCACAGAGGGAAUUAUGCAGUAUGAACCUUCCGUAUACAUGCAUUUACAUAAAAAACUCAGUCUUGCCAUAAACCUUACUGCACCACAAACUCACCUGUCCUCAGGUUCUACAGUUAUACCUCAUUACCAAUCCCAAGCACAGCUACAGCUAUUGAACACCAUCUGUCAUAGAAAGUUCGGCAACAAUGUAGAGAAGUUUGAAUUUUAACCAAAAUUAAGAGGUAAAAAACCUUGUACACUGGAUUGCUAUAUCAAUUAAAACUGUCAUGAGGACAGUCACGUGAGUUCCUUCCACCAUCUCUAUGGCAACAGCUGCACAUCAUCUAGUGUGUGUGACUACAGAGUGUUGUGAACUGCACCUGGUAUCAGGAAACUGGGAAAUUGGGUUUACUCUCCCAUUGAAGAGCCAUGAUCAGAGAAUCGGACUGGGUGAAGCAGUUUUUCUUGUUUGUAAGAUUAGAUAUUGUUAGGUAGUGAAUUUAUGUAGUACUAGGUAAUAUUGACUAAGCACUCGAUGACGCGGAAUACUUGAUUGAUUGUUGCAACUCUGAAUACACUGAGUUUAUAUUGCUCUUAAAGGCACAAACGUGAGCCGUUGAAACGCUAAUGAUGUCUGAAAACGCUUGCUGUUAAGGAGAAUUCUCGUUUCUUCCAAAACGUUGUACGUGAAAACUGUUUACAUGUGAAAUGGAUUUGCUUGUGAUUAUUUUUGGUUGUUUUCAGAUUUUUUUCAAAAUAAAGGAAAAAUGACCAAAUGAGCACGUUACAUGUUGCAUACAAA